UCGUUGACAACAUUCAUUCAAAAGACUAAUAGAACGCAAACAAAACACAUAUACAAAAAAAAAAAAUCAUCUUCAAAGGUUUUACAGGAAACAAUGUCUUUAUCCGUAUGCAGCUCGCCGGUUUUCUCCCAGAGGCCCUCUUCUCUUUUCUGCAACAACAAGGCGUCGCCGCUUCAAACCCUAACUCUGUCUCAUUCCCAUCUCCUUCCUCCGGUUUCCUCUCCUUCCGCUGCGUCUCCCACUUCGCCCUUCUUCAUCCGUCUACUUAUACCGCCGGUUAGUUCAGUGUUUAGUUCAGACUCUGGUCCCGGAGACUGUGAUCGCCAUUUGUUGAAGAGGAAGCGACCGACGAGGCUUGAUAUACCGGUGGCCCCUGUGGGUGUUGCAGCACCUAUCUCGGUGAAUGCAGAGACGCUGAGGGGAGAAAGUGGAGAGGUGGAGAGGGAAGGUGAUGGGUUUUCAGUUUACUGCAAGAGAGGAAAGAGGGAAGCUAUGGAGGAUCGGUUCUCUGCUACUACCAAUCUUGAAAGAGAUCCCAAACAGGCAAUUUUUGGAGUCUAUGAUGGUCACGGAGGAUCAAGAGCGUCUGAGUUUGCGGCUGAGAACUUGUGUAACAACAUUCUAAGAGAGAUAGGUAGUGAGGGGAACGAGUCAGAGAUUGAAGAAGCUGUGAAACGCGGUUAUCUAGCGACUGAUUCUGAGUUUCUCAAGGAGAAAGAUGUUAAGGGAGGAUCAUGCUGCGUCACGGCUCUGAUUAAAGACGGGAAUCUCGUGGUGUCCAGUGCAGGUGACUGCCGUGCUGUUUUGAGCGUUGGAGGACUCGCGGAGGCACUGACUUCUGACCACCGCCCUUCUAGAGAGGAUGAACGGAACAGAAUUGAAAGAUCGGGCGGCUAUGUUGAUACAUUUAAUAGUGUUUGGAGAAUUCAAGGAUCUUUAGCUGUAUCUAGAGGAAUUGGAGAUGCUCAUCUCAAACGAUGGGUGAUAUCUGAACCCGAGACAAAGAUUUUACAUAUCAAUCCCCAACACGAGUUCUUGAUCUUGGCGUCAGACGGUCUGUGGGAAAAGGUUGGUAAUCAGGAGGCAGUAGAUAUAGCUCGAUCGUUCUGCAUGGGAACCGAUCAAAACCAGAAACUAUUGUUGGCGUGUAAGAAGCUCGUUGACCUCUCUGUUUCACGAGGCUCCUUUGACGAUAUCAGUGUGAUGUUGAUUCCGCUAUGCCGCUUCAUCUGACCACUGGAGAAAUGUAGAGAUUAAAAACAAUUUAGACGCUUUUAACUUCAUUUAGCUAUAUUAGUUACUUUAUGUAUAUACCGUAUCAUGCAUGGGUGUUAUUGUUACAUAAUACAUGACACCUAUAAUGCAUAUACACCUAUAUAUUUAGCUGGUAAAUACUGUAACUAUUAACUUGAUCUUUAAAAAAAAAACUGAACGCCUGAGAGUUUAGUACGGUCUUUAAGUACAUGUUGCAAUUUCACAUUCUUAAGUUGCUUCCAAGUGGAUUCUCUUUUGCAUGUAUACCUAGGUUGGAAAAGAUGGUACGGGCCCCCAAAAUCUCCAUACAGUAUCUUAUCUUUUGGACAUUUCAAGUAAUUCUUUCGC
Raphanus sativus (radish) is the source of this 1602-nucleotide messenger RNA. Its product is annotated as probable protein phosphatase 2C 2. Gene Ontology annotation, molecular function: cation binding; protein serine/threonine phosphatase activity. Bases 94 to 1233 code for a protein of 379 amino acids. Gene Ontology annotation, cellular component: cytosol; nucleus. Gene Ontology annotation, biological process: protein dephosphorylation. The record is from RefSeq and is a predicted model, not a curated record. The transcript is spliced from 3 exons. Lineage: Eukaryota; Viridiplantae; Streptophyta; Magnoliopsida; Brassicales; Brassicaceae.